GGUCGGUCGGUGGCGAGCUUCAGGCAAACUGUCCGCCCACAGAGGAGAAGGGCAAACGCUGCCGGGGUGCACGCGGCGUAGAUUCUCUCGGAUGGGAUCAAUACAACAACAUUGAAGCUCCCAAUUCAUCCUUUUUGCAUCUCUGCGUGUGCGCGCGAGCGAGACCAGGACCGGAGGGGAAGAAAAUGCUCUUCUAGCGCCAGACUUACGUCGUUUUCUCCUUUUUUUUUUUUUUUUGGACGACGGAACCGCUCGAAGCUUGUCCAAGUUUUCCCCGAAGUGCGCCUGAAGAGGGGUUUUCUAGGGGGGGGUGGGCAGGGACGACAUGGGGAGCGAACAAUACUUGCCGGAACUUCAGGCGGAGAAGGAAAUGCUGGACCCGGCUUUCCAGCACUCUCUGCGGCUACUGGAGCAAGAAAUCGACAAGAUUCAGAAGGAGGAAGGCAAGGAGGAAGAGAAGUUCAUCGACGUCGUCAUCAACAAGAACAUGAAACUGGGCCAGAAAGUUUUGAUACCAGUCAAGCAGUUUCCUAAAUUUAACUUUGUGGGCAAACUUCUCGGGCCACGUGGGAAUUCCUUAAAGAGGCUACAGGAGGACACCCUCACAAAGAUGUCCAUUCUCGGCAAAGGGUCCAUGCGGGACAAAGAGAAGGAAGAAGAGCUGCGCCAGAGCGGCGAGGCCAAAUACCAGCACCUCAACGAAGACCUGCACGUCCUCAUCGAGGUGUUUGCUCCGCCGGCUGAGGCUUACGCCAGGAUGGGUCACGCCUUAGAGGAGAUCAAGAAGUUUCUCAUACCAGAUUACAACGAUGAAAUCAGACAGGCCCAGCUGCAGGAGCUCACGUACCUGAAUGGAGGCUCGGAAGAUGCCAAGGUGCCAGCGGUAAGGGGCAAGUCAGCCACCCGUGCAAGAGGGACACCUGUGCCAGGACCUCCCAGGAGUCGAGGAGGAGUGCCCCCUUUGCACGCGGCCAUGCCAAGGGGAGCGGCGCCCAGAGGAGCCCCGCCCAGCCGCGCAGCAUCUGCAAGAGGGAGGGGGGUGCAACGAGCCAGGGGAGCUCCCCCGGCAACUGCAUAUCGACCGGUUCCACCCAUUGUCCAGGACACUUAUGACGAAUAUGACUACGACGACGGCUAUGGAACGGCGUAUGAUGACCAAGGAUACGAGUCCUACGACAACAACUACACCAACCAAGGGCAGAACUCAGAUGACUACUAUGAAUAUGGACAAGGCGGUGAAUCAUAUGAGCUGUAUGGUCAAGAAGAGUGGGCAAACAGUCACAGCAAGGCGCAGUCGGCGAGGACGACCAAGGGAGUGUACAGAGAGCAGCCGUACUCCAGAUACUGAACUGUGUCACGGUCCACGCCCGAAACCUCGUGGCAGUUCCAACCCAAGUAAUGGAUUUUUUUUUUUUUUUUUUUAAUGGACAUCCCCACAUUUUUAGCAAUGCUAAAAUGUGAGAUUUAAAACAUAAAAUCUCUAGAAAGACUCUGAGUGAAAUCUGGUUCUAAAAAAGGAAGCCCCACUGCCUCACAGAGAAAUAAAAUUGUAAUAUCAUAAUGACAGUGAGGACAUAAAGAAAAAGUUGUCAUAACAUAAGACAGUGUCCCAAGCCCUGAAAUGAAGCCCCCGCUAAAACGUUUAUAAGUGCCCUGUUAAUGUCACAAGAUGGUGGCAAAGUCCUUGUAAUGAAGCUCCUCAGCUUGCUUCAACAUAGUUCGUAGACACCAAGAUGCCACUAGAAGGCUCAAAAAGCAAUAUGUUUAUAGAAUAGGCUUUAGCCUGAGCAUAAAAACAAAGGGAAUAGGUGACAUUUCUACCCAAAUAACAGAGGACAGGUUCCCCCCAAAAAUCUGCAAAUACGGGAAUCCCAGAAUUGUCAAUAUGUGGGGCAAAAACUAAAACAUAGUUCUCACACGGAGCAUGAAGCGUAACUGCCUGAUGAGUUCGCCACAUGUCUCGUCCAUAAACAAAUACUGGACAGCUCAGCUUCACAAAAAAAAAAAUGGCCUCACCACACAUGGCGGGGGACAUCAAAAGUUGAGUAACUUUACAUUAUCUUGGAAGCCGGUCGCAGUUCAUUCGAUAAGAUGGUGUAUGCUUCGACAUUUAAUCUGUUCACAAGGGUGUACCACAGGGUUCUGUGCUUGGUCCACUUUUAUUUACCAUUUAUGUGAACAUGUUUGUCUGAAUGAAACUUCAAAACAAGCUACUUUUCCCCCUAAUAUUGUGAUUUUAUUCUUGUGAUAUAAUAGCAUUGUCUUGUAAAAAAAAAAAAAAAAAAAAAAAUCCAACACACUGCACUUUUCUCACCUUUUUUUCUCGUCACGUUAUAACAUUUCUCCAUAAAUUCACACUACUGUAUGUAAUGUACUCGGUGACUCCAAAAUACAUUUCUAUUCUUGAAAUAUUUUUUUCUUUUCGGUGUGGGCCUCACACUGUCCUGAGGAAAACAACCUUACUCCUGCUGGGAAAUACAAUUCAGGAUGUGUCCUUCCAUCUUGCCAGAAAUUAACAUUAUGAAUCAAUGUGUUUUGAGUUUCUCUCCGUUAUGUAACAGGGACGAAGACUAUUGUAUCAAGCUAAUUUCACUUUUGUAGUCGUCGCAGUGAGCUAUCGCCGCAGCCGGCGAGUGCACCUCAAUGUAUCUCCCUCGAUAUACUUCAAUGAAAUUUUGGUUCAUUGCUAAAGAUGUAAGGGUUAGUAGUAGGACGUGCGGUAUUGUAGAUAUCUUUUUUUUGAGGAGUAAGUGGAAAUGUGUCCCUUGUAAGAUAAAAGUUUUCCAAAAAAAAAAAACCCCAAAAAACAAAAACAAAAAAAAAACAAGUCAUACCUGUAUACAUAUUGUAUUGCUGUUUCCUCAUUUUUGUAAAAUACUAGUACGUCGCUGUUAAAGGGCUUAUGAAAGCAUGGCGUGCAAUGUGGAUGUUGUCAGCUGUUUGUCAUGAUACAGUUGUGUUCAUAAACCUCUUUAAUACAUCUAAUAAAUAGGAAUUUAACAUCAAACUCACAGAUGUGCAAAGUUGUCCACAGGUAUUUGUUGUUUGUGAUUUUUAGGUUCUUGUAAUUUUUUUUUGGUGCGCUUAAACGGGUCAUUUUGACAUGAUGGUAGGAUAGAAGUUCUAAAGCUUAAUUAUGAACAUGACAAACUCAUACGCUUGUGAAUAUGUUACCCCACCAAGUUAGACUUGUUGAGCUUGUAUGGAUUUUUAUUUUGAGCUUAUAUAAGCCCUUUAAUAUUUCCCUCUUGUCAAUGCUGAAUAAACAUUUUGGGAACAAAACAAAACAAA
This is a messenger RNA of Hippocampus comes (tiger tail seahorse), 3291 nucleotides long. RefSeq names its product KH domain containing, RNA binding, signal transduction associated 3 (gene khdrbs3). Bases 326 to 1348 code for a protein of 340 amino acids. Lineage: Eukaryota; Metazoa; Chordata; Actinopteri; Syngnathiformes; Syngnathidae. Gene Ontology annotation, biological process: regulation of alternative mRNA splicing, via spliceosome. The record is from RefSeq and is a predicted model, not a curated record. The transcript is spliced from 9 exons. Gene Ontology annotation, cellular component: nucleus. Gene Ontology annotation, molecular function: mRNA binding.